AUGAAUACAAACGAGCUUACGGUUUCCCAAGUGUUUCAACAAUCCGUCGUGCCAAUUUCGUUCGGCGCGAGCUUUGCUUUGCUAGGCGGCUUUUUCUUUGGAUGCAUCUAUUCUGGUCUUGCAAAGAAUGAAAAGCAAAUCAGCUGGCUACUGACAUUUGCAAGCAGCUUUGUCUGUACGCUCAUUUCGAUCCCUUGCUUCUUCACGUUCUGGCUUUCCGGGUGGGACAUUCGAAUGCUGGGUAUCGAGGCUACUUGGCACACCGCAAGCGUCUGCUUUUUCAUUUCCUAUCUUAUUCUCGACUUGUCACUGGGAUCCAUCUACUAUCGCCGACGCAUCACCUUCUUGACCGGGUGGUUCCAUCACACACUCUACAUUGUCUUUCUCUUGUGGUUCUUGCGUAUGCGCACCGCUUCCUUCUUUUGCACCGCUGCCAUUCUCGAGCUCCCUACGCUGAUAUUGGCUGCAGGAUCUCUAAGCAAAGUCUGGCGAUGCGACUUUUUGUUUGCAACAUCCUUCUUUUUCCUUCGUCUUGUGCUCCAUGCCUGGAUGAUUGCCCAGCUCAGACUUCAUCAUCGAGUCGAGUCCCUUUGGAUUGUUGCCGUUGUUGUGUAUCCGUUGCAUCUCUAUUGGUUCCAUGGUUAG
This is a messenger RNA of Zychaea mexicana, 645 nucleotides long. RefSeq lists its product as uncharacterized. Lineage: Eukaryota; Fungi; Mucoromycota; Mucoromycetes; Mucorales; Lichtheimiaceae. The transcript has a single exon. The coding region runs from base 1 to 645 and encodes 214 amino acids. The record is from RefSeq and is a predicted model, not a curated record.